This is a messenger RNA of Austrofundulus limnaeus, 4544 nucleotides long. It is a transcript of the gene col6a1, whose product is annotated as collagen, type VI, alpha 1. The record is from RefSeq and is a predicted model, not a curated record. Lineage: Eukaryota; Metazoa; Chordata; Actinopteri; Cyprinodontiformes; Rivulidae.
CUCCUCCUCCUCCUCCCUCUCUCCGUGCGCUCUGGUCCUCCUCUGCGCGCUCCGGUUCUCGCUUCGGACAAACUGCAGCGGGGCUAGUGGGGGUCUCCAAAAGCUUUGUUGAAAUUAGCAGAAAGCAGUGCGCCUCAGGAGCCAGGGAGGAACGUGGGGGCUACUUUUCAGGGGACCAGGGUGUCGUGUGGUUUGUUUUUCGGGGUCAUUUUGUUUGCAGUUCGGUCAUGGAGACUCUCAGAGUUCUCCUUGCGCUCCUGUGCGCUUUCGCGGCUGCAGCCGUAUCACCAAUCCCAAAAGCCGGGUUUGCGGAGUGUCCUGUUGACCUUUUCUUUGUGCUGGACACAUCUGAGAGUGUCGCCCUCAGACAGAAACCUCCCAACUUUUAUAUUGACCAGAUCAAGGAAUUCACCAAACACUUUAUAGAUGAACUCCAUGAGAUGCGCCACGAAUGCGAUCGCACCCUGAUGUGGAACUCGGGAGCGCUCCAUUACAGUGACGAGGUCGUUCUUGUCAGAGAACUAAGUGACAUGAGGUACGACCGCAGUGCCCUGAAGGCUGCCAUCGAUGGCAUCAAAUACAUCGGCAAGGGCACUUACACCGACUGCGCCAUCAAGAGGGGCCUGGCAGAGCUGCUCAUUGGGGGCUCCCACUACCAUGAGAACAAGUACAUUGUGGUUGUGACUGAUGGCCAUCCCAUCACUGGGUACAAGGAGCCAUGUGGAGGAGUGCAGGAGGCUGCUAAUGAAGCCCGGCAACACGGGGUUAAAGUGUUUGCUGUGGCCAUCUCACCUGACCAAGAGGACACCAGACUGUCUCUCAUCGCCACAGACCAGAACUACAGACAGAACUUCACUGCUGCAGACGACACCAGAUCCACCAAGAUCAAAACCAUUCGAUCCAUCAUUGACAUGAUUACAAAUGAGACGAAGGAUGUGUGCUGCUCCUUUGAUUGUCACGCUUCUGGAGGCCCAAAAGGACCAGAUGGAGAUGAAGGCGCCAAGGGAGAGAUGGGUCGACCAGGAAUGCCUGGAGAGAAAGGAGCUAUUGGUCCUGCGGGCAGCGUUGGUGAUCCUGGUCCGGUUGGCUACAGUGGAAUGAAGGGAGACCGUGGUCCCAGAGGAGAGAAGGGUGAAAGAGGACACAAAGGCUUCAAGGGGGACAAAGGUCAAAGAGGGAUGGAUGGAACCGAUGGACGCAAGGGUGAAUCUGGUUUCCCCGGACUUUCAGGCUGCAAAGGUUCUCCUGGAUCUGAUGGUCUGCAGGGAGAGGGRGGACCCAAGGGGGACCCCGGCCCUUAUGGAAAGAAAGGAGAAAAGGGAGACCUUGGGAAAAAUGGUGAACCGGGACGUCCUGGAAACUAUGGGCCCCUGGGCCCUCGGGGUGAUCCGGGCCCUCGUGGACCUAAUGGAGACAAAGGCGAGCGCGGUGAUGAUGGACCAUCUGGAGCAGACGGGACUCCUGGCGAGAGAGGAAAAGUUGGGGAGAAGGGCGAGCAAGGGUCCCGUGGAAAUAGAGGCCCAAGAGGAGAACCUGGGGACCCUGGAAGCCGUGGAGAGCAGGGGAGGGAGGGGUCAACUGGUGCCAAUGGAGACCCUGGUGAGCCCGGCAAGCCUGGCCCCCCUGGCUACAGAGGAGACGAAGGUUCGCUGGGAGCUGAGGGGCCCAAAGGACCGAGGGGAAUCAAAGGAGCUCCAGGAGACAGAGGCUCAAUGGGGCCACGGGGAGAAGAUGGUGUCCAAGGGAAUGGCACAGCUGGAUGCCCUGGUUUCCAGGGUUAUCCUGGGCCCCGUGGAGACCCCGGUGAGCCGGGAGGCAAAGGAACCCCCGGACCCAAAGGUGAUGAUGGCGAGCCCGGAGAGCCAGGCAUUGAUAACAACGAACUGGGGCCUCCCGGACCUAAAGGGGCCAAAGGUCACCGAGGGCCUGAGGGCAACCCGCUGUUGGACCGCCUGGACCUCCAGGAGCUGAUGAAUGUGAAAUUCUGGAUAUCAUCAUGAAGCUCUGCUCUUGCUGCGAGUGCAAGUGUGCACCUGUGGACUUGGCAUUUAUCGUGGACAGCUCAGAAAGUAUCGGUGCCACAAACUUUGCCCUCGCCAAAGACUUCAUCGUCACAGUUAUUGACAGGCUGAUUAAAAACCACCAAGUCAAGUUUGCAGCGAACCAGUCCUCAGUGAGUGUCGUCCAGUACAGUGGAUCACAAGCCCAGGAAGUUGUGAAACUUACCAGUAACCUCAGCGACUUUAAACAGGCAGUGAGAGACAUGCGCUGGCUGGCUGAGGCCACUUAUACAGGCGAGGCCCUCGAAUUCGCUCUGACCGCAACACUAAAGGACAUGAGGAAAGACAACAAAGUUGUUCUCGUUCUCACCGAUGGACGCUCUGAUAUUAAGAGAGACAAAGUGUCCCUCAGUACGCUCUGUGGGAAAGACCUCGUGGUGGGGGGUUUAGGAGUUAAGGACUACUCAGGCCGGGAGCCCAACCAGGAGCAGCUCCAGUCUGUAACGUGUGAGGCUGACAGCAAACCGGGAUUUUCUUUCGUCCUGGAGAACUUUGCUGAGCUGCUGGAUGAUAAUUUCCUCCGGAAUCUCACAGCCAAGAUCUGCCAAGAGAAGAAAUGCCCAGACUACAAAUGUCCAAUCACUUUCUCCGAACCCACCGACAUUUUGAUGAUGAUGGACAGUUCAGCCAGUGUGGGCCAGAAGAACUUCGAGAUAAGCAAGACCUUUGUCCGACGCCUGGCCGAACGUUUCCUCACAGCCGAGAGAAAGAGACGCGUCAACGUCAGAGUGGGCGUGGCCCAGUACAGCCGCAACGCCAUCAUGGAGCAGGCGCUGACUAACAACCUGACCUUGAUCUCUUCUAAACUCGAGGAAGCAAGCUUCCAAAACGACGGCACCGACGUUCUAGAGGCCCUCGGAUUCGCCGCCACCGCUUUCCGUGGUCGUGGGGAUGCGUCCUCCAGUGGCCGGAAAAAGGUGGUGCUCUUUUCUGACGGCCGCUCUCAGAGAGUCACCCAGGCUCUCCUGGAGAAGCGGGUGCGUGAGCUGGCAGACGCCGGCAUCGAGGUCUUUGUCAUCUCAGCGGGCAGCCAGGUCAGCGAGGCCAACCUCAGCAUGCUGGUGAGCAGGGGGCGGCAGGGCGACAUCUCCUACGCUCAGCGCCACCUGUUCCGCAUCCCGGACUACCCCUCUCUGCUCCGCGGGGUCUUCUACCAAACCGUCACCCGCAGGGUCUCUUUGCCCUAAGCGCCAACAAAAAGGACCAACAUGUUUUAGUUUUUUAGUUCCAAUAGAAGUAUUCAGUCUCACUCAUUUACACCAUUUUCAAGUACGUCUGACGAAGAAAUAGGAAAUGUCACAAAGUUACCAAAGAUUGUGCGUCAGAUAAAUGUAAAUAUUUUUACUUUAAAUUGAUCCACUAAGGCAGAACAUCUCAGAUUCCAUUCACUACAUCCCUGAAUCUGCUCAUCAAAAUCAGCUUCUUUUACUUACUGUUUGAUGGUAAACUUAUUUGCUUUUGUAGUCCAAUUUAGAGUAAAACAGUAAAACUUCAAAGCAGCAAACUUUAAGCCUGGAGAGUCUUUAGUAAUGGUGACAUUAAAAAAGAUGUUUCAAUUUUCAUCUGGAUUGAUUUCCUCUCAGGUGCUCCACAGUUCUUCAUUUAACCAGUCAGGGCUGAGGGAAACUUCCCAAAGCUUCACAUCUUCCUCCCUCCAGGACCAGAGUUACUGCUGUUUUUCUUUUAAUGUGGAUCAUUUUAUAGCUCUUACCACUCUUUAACAUGGUGUCAGGUGGGUUGUGUUACAAUAAUGCUAAAUAAGUUUGUUUGAAUGAAAUGAAAAAACCUCAGAAACAUGCUCUUGUCCCUGCACUWGUAUGAACAGAAAGCCGGCUCUUUCGCUGGUUUUUCACUUUAGUGUUUGUCAGCUUGGAGCACGUUGAAAAAAAGAGAAUGACAGGAAAAAUGACAAUGUGUUACUGAUUUGAUUAAUACUCACAGCCAACAUCAUUUCAAAGCUCUAGUAGAUCACCAACACAGCAGAGAAAARAGGAUGAGGCUGACUUUGAAGUAAGAAAAACUAAUAUUUCACCUGAUGCCAGUGAAAACAGCUGGACUCAACAUGUGUGAGUCUGUGUGGAUAUCUACUGUGUGUGCAUGUGUGUGUGUACAUCAUGACCAUGUAUGUGCAGUUCCAUAUAUGGAUUUUUUGGGGGGUAAAAUCCCAGAGUAACAACGGCAGAAGCCUGUAGCUUCACCCAAACAUGGAGACACACAAUAACACACAGUUAGUUAUUUACCUUCCAUCAUUAAUUUAGUAAAAUAUCCAUCGUGAUUAAAAGAUCAAAAAGAACUUGUGAGCCAACAUAACUCAGAUUCACCUGAUUUGUUGUCAGCAGUGGCUCAGAGAAUUACUGAACUGUUGUUUUUAAUCUGUGGUGCUAUUAUUCUCAGUGUAUGUUCUAUAAGAAGAUAUUUUGAACUGAGGGUACACGGCCUCAGUAGUUCUGUAAGAGCUCGUCUAAUAAAGGUUACACCAAAGUG